Messenger RNA from Trifolium pratense (red clover), 1298 nucleotides. RefSeq names its product 2-methoxy-6-polyprenyl-1,4-benzoquinol methylase, mitochondrial. Bases 239 to 1111 code for a protein of 290 amino acids. Gene Ontology annotation, biological process: ubiquinone biosynthetic process. Lineage: Eukaryota; Viridiplantae; Streptophyta; Magnoliopsida; Fabales; Fabaceae. The transcript has 9 exons. The record is from RefSeq and is a predicted model, not a curated record. Gene Ontology annotation, cellular component: mitochondrion. Gene Ontology annotation, molecular function: methyltransferase activity.
GAUGUAUUUAGAUCAUCUUUAAAUAAUCUAACAAUUAACUUGAGAUCACCUUCAAAAUUACUUACUUGGUCAAGAAUCAAUACAUAUUACAUAGAAUCCAAAUCCUUGCUACACUGCCGCUUCCAUACACAGUCACAGCCUUUCAUUCGUUCGCUCUCUUCUUCAUUCCUUCUCCUUAGCUACGCGCUUCCGGCCACACCUUCUGUUUGCAUCCACCGCGUUUUGAACAAUCAAAUUCAUGGCUUUGGGAGCAGCCACUAAAAGGUUGGGGAAUAAACUUUUUCCAGCGUUAUCUGCCACCCCCAGGCUACUACAUUCUCAUGCCACCAGUUUUGGUUUCAAACAUGUAAACGAAGAAGAAAAGGCACGCAUGGUCGGUGAUGUAUUUACAAGUGUUGCUGCAAGUUAUGAUACCAUGAAUGAUCUAAUGAGUGCUGGGUUGCAUAGACUGUGGAAGGAAAGGCUAGUUUCCAUGCUAAAUCCUUUUCCUGGAAUGAAGCAUCUUGAUGUGGCUGGUGGCACAGGGGAUGUUGCUUUUAGAAUCUUGGAUAACAUAAACAGAGUUAAGCAGCGAGGGCUUCCAGAUGGUUUUAACGAUGCUCUAGAGUCAGAAACUCGGAUAUAUGUAUGUGACAUUAACCCUAACAUGUUGAAUGUUGGCAAACAGCGGGCUGCGGCAAAGGGUUAUGGAGAAGAUGGUUCCCUUGUUUGGGUGGAGGGAAAUGCUGAAAGCUUGAGUUUCCAAAAUGAGUCAAUGGAUGGUUACACUAUUGCGUUUGGGAUAAGGAAUGUUACUCACAUUGAAAAAGUUCUUAGUGAAGCUCACAGGGUGUUGAAACAUGGAGGUCGGUUCCUUUGCCUUGAACUAAGCCAUGUCAGUCUUCCUAUAUUUAAAGAAUUGUAUGACUUAUACUCUUUCUCAGUUAUUCCACGCUUGGGAGAGAUGGUUGCUGGUGAUCGGGAGUCCUAUCAGUACUUAGUUGAAAGUAUCCGGCGUUUUCCCCCACAGGAAAAAUUUGCAUCGAUGAUUGCCGAUGCAGGGUUUCAAAAAGUAGAGUAUGAGAAUCUAGUUGGAGGAGUUGUUGCCAUUCACUCAGGGGUGAAAAUCUGAUAUGAUAGUUAUGAACUUUACACUUAAUUACAUAAUAAUUCAUGCAUCUUUCUUAACUGUUUAUAAGCAAGUUCAUGUAUGAUGCUAGAACUGGUAGAUGAGUUUGUGAGAAUGGGGAUAUUUAUUUAACUGUAAUAAGAAGAGUAGUUGUAUUUAUAAAUUUUAUCGGAAAGUGGAGUUUUAUACA